AAAGCGAUUCGGCCAUGUUUUCGAACUAAAGAUAUAAUGGAAAACUACGGGAAUCUGAUGGCGUUCAAAAGUUUAUACAGGCAGGUUCGUUUUUAAAGGUGAUUCCUAUUGACUCAAAACCACCGAUAGAGGAAUAUAUACUUGCAAACCUCCUCCCCUCCUUGCAGCCAGAGGCCUGUGAUACCAACAUGGGCAGAAGCAGCAUGUGCAGAUGCAGCAGAAGAAGCAGCAUGUGCAGAUGCAGCAGCAGCAGCAGCAGUUCUACUACCAGCAGGAAGCUAAUGGCUUUGGCCUUCACAGUUCUUGCUAUGUUAUCACCCCUUUACAUUGACCGGAAACCUGCAAUCAGGCUGGAAGAUGAAGAAAGCAGCCCAAGGUGGUUGAUGCCCUUCCUCCUCAUGGGAUUAAUCAUGGCAAUCAGCUUCACACGCUCUCUUGACAGGAGAUUUGCCAAGUUCGACCCAUAUUGGAUACACAGGAUUGGAGGUUCUUCAUGUGGAAUCAUCUCGCUCCUGGUAAUGCUUGCUUUGGUCCUCAAGUGCAAGACUUCUUUAAGUAACUGAGGAACUGCAUGUAUUUUCAGUUCAACACAAAAGAAAGCUGAUGCAAUUUACCGCUCAACCAUGUCACUCUCCGGAGUCUUUGGUUGUACCCUUGAACGUCGAUGGUAUUGUGCAAAGUAUGGAAAUGUACAAAAGAAAAACAUACAAAGUUAGGUGUCAUAAUUUGUAUCAAGUCAUUACCUUGUAUGAUGACAAUCCUUUGCCGAGUUCCAAGAAGUAGAAAAGUCUCAGGUUUCAUUCAUCAUCUAAAAUGAAACCUCAUCGGUUGCUGUCCAGGCAGGUUAAGAAGCUUAGGUUUGCACGACAGCCAUAGCAUUUGACAUUCACAGACUAAAACGUAAUUCGUGUAUUCAUUGAUGAAAUAAGAGUAUAUGGACUUUAUGUA
Messenger RNA from Nymphaea colorata (pocket water lily), 948 nucleotides. RefSeq lists its product as uncharacterized. Bases 189 to 563 code for a protein of 124 amino acids. The record is from RefSeq and is a predicted model, not a curated record. Lineage: Eukaryota; Viridiplantae; Streptophyta; Magnoliopsida; Nymphaeales; Nymphaeaceae. The transcript has a single exon.